ACGCUGGAAACUAAUCGUAGUCGGACAUGGCGGCGAUCAGCUGUUUUGGUUGUGUUUGUAAUCAAUAACAUAGCAAACCCAUAGUCGUGUCUAAGUUUAGUUAUUUGAAUAUUGUAAUUCUGAUUCAGUAUCGCCGUAUGGUGAAUAUUCGUAACAGGUGAAUUGUUGUAAGAAUUGGAAACGAUGUCGGCACAACUUCAAAAACACCACCAGUUCACAGGAUUGAUAGAUGUGUACAUGAAAAAUAUACUUGAAUCAGGUGUGCUUCUGGAUGAGGAUCUGGAAAUUCUUCUCGGUACAUACAAGGUGAAUAAUAAUAAUCCUCCAAUAAAAAAUGUCAAGACUUCUCUCAACCUCACGGCAUCUGUGAUAUCGCUUUUAUUUUCUUUAACACUGGUUAAAAAGCUACAGACCAAACUGAUUGUUAUUCCUUCUAUUCUGUUCACAAUAACAACUGCCGCAUUAGAGUUGAAAGGCGCUAGAGAUGAGAAGAAUCGACUCAACCUUAUGAAUGAUUUGGUGAAUAUGAUGAAAAAAAAUCACUCCCUAGAUGUUAGUAUUAUACGGUAUAUGAAAACGAGAUUAGAAGUUGAACGAAAAUGCCCAUCGAAAUUCCACAGUAGAGAAAUUCAUGAUUUUUUCGAAGUGGCCAGUCAAGAUGAAAGAAACUACUUUCACUUCUUCAUGAAUACUUUUGGGGUGCUCGCUACAUUUUCCGAUGAUCUCACUGAAGAUUUCAAUAAUAUCAAAGACUUUUGUACUCUAUAUUCGGAAGAACACGAUUCAAUAGACUUGGAAAAAUGUUUAGAUUUGGCUUCGAAGGUACAAGAUCUUCACAUUUGGCUGUCCUCCAAGUUACUCAGCUAUUUUGGUGUAAUAUUUUGUUCGAUCUCCCAAAACUUGAAUGAAUAUUCUUUGAAAAAGUUACUGAACGUAGAACUUCCCAAAAUCUUGAACUAUCUUCAACGUCACUACGAAGCUAGAAAGAAAUCGUUUCAUAUUUUCCGUUGUUCUGUUGAUAAGUGGACAGAUUAUAAGUCGCAGAAGAGGAAAAAACCAGAAAAUAUGAUCUCAUCCAAACUUCAUAAUACACUAGAAUCCGUCAUUGAUAAUUUAUCUAUAAUUUCAGAGAAGUCAUUGAAUAUUCUGGAAAUGAUAGAGUCAAAUUCAAGAGAUAAUACUGUCGAUAUCAAUAUGAUUUUACUAGAUUUGAGGAAUCAUACCUUCAGUGCCUAUGAGUCACUUGAUCUUCUUUGUAGGUUAUACGGAAUACUGUCCAAUAAAAAUGACGAAAAUUUCCUCACAAAGAAACAUAUUCCUAUCGAGCAAGAUGAAACUCUGACCAGAACUCUACCACAAAUCAAUCAUGACGAUUGGACAGAGCCUCUAGAAGAGAACUUUGAACUGUAUCUUAUUGACGAAGAUAUUCCGGAGGUGCACCCAAAAGAGGUACCUGAGGACCAGUCUGGAGCUUAUUUGAAUUUGAUGCUUCAAGAGUUGAAACAAUCACUCAAACAACAUGAAAGGUUUAUCGAAGCCAAGAAAAAAAGAGGUAGUCAAGAUGAUGACGAUGAAAUCGACAAACGACCGAAAUCACCACCUCGUUUUGAUUUGACAAUGUUGAAUAACAGGAAAGAAAUCUGCGCUGUUGAAGAGAACGAUGGUGCUGAGGAAAGGGUGGAAGCGAUUGGUGUUCCACUUCCUAAUAAACCAACGCCCCUUCCACCGCCAUUGCCAAUGUUUGAUUUAGGAGAUUUGGAAGAAGAAUCAUAUGGUAGGUAUAAUUCUAAAACUAUGUUGGAUAAUAUCAAAGCUCUCUCUGGACAAUUGGGUAGACAAGAAGAAGUGUUCAGUAUAUCGGAAUAAAGUCCACAAGGUCAAAAAUGAUACCGAAUGUUCCUGGAAGAUGAAGAUUUUUGUGCCUCCUUUAUAUAUACUGAUAAUUUGCUGUUUGACUAAUAAAUGCAUUUUAUUUUA
Messenger RNA from Leptinotarsa decemlineata (Colorado potato beetle), 1977 nucleotides. RefSeq lists its product as uncharacterized. NCBI's taxonomy places the organism in Eukaryota, Metazoa, Arthropoda, Insecta, Coleoptera, Chrysomelidae. The record is from RefSeq and is a predicted model, not a curated record.